AUGCCCGUGCCAAUAGAGAAGAUCACCACACGGCACCGUGCUUCGGACGGCUUUCCGCUUGCUACAACCAUCUUCCGACCCAAGUCCUCGUCCGACGUCAAAGCGAGCGUCAUCUUCGCCAACGCGACGGGAGUUCAAGGUCGAUUCUACCACAAUGUCGCCGAGUGGCUCGCGACCAACGGCGUGGCAGCCUACACGUUCGACUAUCGCUUCUCCGGUGCCUCCUUUCCGCUCGAAUGCGACCCUGUCAAGCUAGCAGAGGACGAAGAUUACUUCGAAGAAGCACUGCGGCAGUGUCCCGAGGACGCUGACCUCACAACGACGUGGUGCAAGGUGGACCUGGCGUCCAUCGUGCGGCUAGCAUACGAGUCGAAUCCGCACGCAGAUGUGACGGUCAUCGGACACAGUCUUGGAGGUCAUCUGAUGGCUGUGCUGCCGUCAGAUCACGUCUAUGGACCAAAAGCAAAGGUCAAGCGACUGCUCAAUGUGUGUGGUGGGAACGCUUUCGUCAAGAACCAGAAAGAGCCCGACGCUGCCGAGUUCGGGUUCAUGGAGAUCAUCGUCAAGCCGCUCGCCGAGGAAAAGAUCUUCCGAGCAGCCAACUUGGGACUGGGAUACGACCUACCGUAUGGGCCAGGAAAAGAGUGGGUGCAGUGGUACUUCCACACCCACUUCGCCUUUAAUCGACCGGAGAACAUGAAGCUGGCACGCGGGCUCAAGGGUAUCCCGCUGCUGUACGUAGGCUUUGAGGACGACGAGAAGAUUGGCAAAAACAUGAUGCAAAAGUAUCUCGGCAUGUUCGACCACUCUGACGGCCUCAAACAGUCACUCUGGAUCGACCCGCCCAAGAAGAAUUGGCCGCCCUGCGGUCACGUCAACGCCUUUACCAAGACUAAGCAGCCCAAGCUGGUCCCUGUCGAGCACGGCGAGGCCUACACAUCCGAGAACGACUUUCAAGACGCCAUCUCGAAGCACCCCAAGCCGCCACGCGACACGCUCACGAAGGAAGAGACGAUCUGGAAACUGUUUCUCGACUACAUUACGGGUCGGGAGGUCGACACAUCGGAUGCGGAGUACAAGGUGUGGACGCCGCAGGACGAGCGAGAUAUCGUGAAAGAGCGCGAGGAGGAUGCGCGCGCGCGGGCGGAGAACCCAAGAGAGGAGGAUGUACUAUUGGGACUGGUGCCGCCGAGAAAGGCGAAGAUGUGA
This is a messenger RNA of Kalmanozyma brasiliensis GHG001, 1209 nucleotides long. RefSeq lists its product as uncharacterized. The coding region runs from base 1 to 1209 and encodes 402 amino acids. NCBI's taxonomy places the organism in Eukaryota, Fungi, Basidiomycota, Ustilaginomycetes, Ustilaginales. The record is from RefSeq and is a predicted model, not a curated record. The transcript has 2 exons.